Molecule: messenger RNA, 1095 nt
Organism: Lycium ferocissimum
Lineage: Eukaryota; Viridiplantae; Streptophyta; Magnoliopsida; Solanales; Solanaceae
Product: chlorophyll a-b binding protein 4, chloroplastic
Exons: 3
Coding region: 80-835 (251 amino acids)
Biological process (GO): response to light stimulus; photosynthesis, light harvesting in photosystem I
Cellular component (GO): membrane
Source: RefSeq, a predicted model, not a curated record
CAGAGUCUAACUCACCUUAACUCCAUUGCCAUUUCUCUUGAUACCUCCCAACAUCACCUUGACUCUUAAAGUCUGAGAAAUGGCAACCGUCACAACACAAGCUUCAGCAGCCAUUUUCCGGCCAUGUGCCUCAAAAACCAGGUUCCUCAGUGGAUCAUCUGGUAAAUUAAACAGAGAGGUCUCUCUUAGACCCUCGACUUCUUCAUCUUACAACUCAUUCAAGGUUGAAGCUAAGAAAGGUCAAUGGCUUCCAGGCUUAGCCUCUCCUACUUAUCUUGAUGGCAGUCUGCCAGGAGACAAUGGUUUUGAUCCAUUGGGACUUGCUGAGGACCCAGAGAACCUGAAAUGGUUCGUCCAGGCUGAGCUGGUGAACGGUCGUUGGGCUAUGUUGGGUGUAGCUGGCAUGCUGCUGCCUGAGGUUUUCACUAGCAUCGGAAUCCUUAACGUACCCAAAUGGUAUGAUGCUGGAAAACAAGAAUACUUUGCAUCUUCAUCGACCCUAUUUGUGAUCGAGUUCAUCUUGUUCCACUACGUCGAGAUCAGAAGGUGGCAAGACAUCAAGAACCCAGGAAGUGUCAACCAAGACCCUAUCUUCAAGAACUACAGCUUGCCUCCUAAUGAAGUUGGAUACCCUGGUGGUAUUUUCAACCCACUCAACUUUGCACCAACUGCAGAGGCCAAGGAGAAGGAACUUGCUAAUGGGAGAUUGGCAAUGUUGGCAUUUUUGGGAUUCGUAGUGCAGCACAAUGUGACUGGAAAGGGACCUUUUGACAACCUUCUGCAGCACCUCUCUGACCCAUGGCACAACACCAUUGUCCAAACAUUCAGCAACUAGAAAACCUCAUGGAAACUGGAUUGAAUAUAUUGUGGUACCUUGUAACCAUGUUAUGGUUUUUGAUAAAGAAUAGAGCUUUGUGGUAAACAAGGAACCUUUAAUGUACAGCGUUUCUUAUCCGUGUUAUUCCCACUAGAUCAUCAAAAGAAUGUGAUUUGCACUCUUGUUGGCAUGUAAAAUGAAAGAACAGCCUCCUUUAGCUAGUUCUAGAUGCUCAUUGAGAUUUGGAUCUGGUAAAGGGAAAAAACGUUCUUUUAGUA